UUAUUUACUUCAGUUGUGUGUUCAUCUUCCUUCAGUAAUUCAUCGAAAUUUAUGUCGAAAUAAGUUAUUUAUUUUAGUUUUAUUUUUAUCAAAAACGACUAGAAGUAUAUCCAUUUUGGAUCAAAGAGUUUGCAUAAUAUAUACAUAUUUAUAUAUACGAUAUAUACGCAUAUACAGAAUGGGCAUCUGCUGGAGUUGGGUGCGCGAGCUCAUCUGCCAUUUCGUGGAGGCCCACCUGGUGAUACUGAUGUGGGCGGUGAGUGGAGCAGUCGUGAUGCUCUACAAUUUUCACUCGACCUUCUGCCUCAUCGAGCGCUUCAGGAAGUGCGCGCUCAAUGAGGAGCAGGAGAACACAGAUAUGGACACUGACGAGUGUAAUGACGACGAUGAUGCGGCUGAGCCGACGCCUGCCCUGGACUACGGCGCACAGAACGGCCCACACGCUUGGCAAACGGCCUUGAACAAUCAGAGUCCCAUCAACAUCGACACGCAGGAUGCUGAGCAGAUCUGCAUGGGCUUGUCCCUGAUGUGGGUGGGCUACGACGAGCUGCCCGUGGGCAUACGGCUGGAGAACAACGGGCACACCCUGCUGCUGAGGGCCUGCUUUGAGGGCGACACUCCGUUCGUCGAUGGGGCCGAUCUGCUGUGCUCGUUUGCGUUCCACGAGAUCAGCUUUCGCUGGAGCUGGCACGAGAACGCCACCGGAUCGGAGCACUCGCUGAACAACGAGCACUUCCCCCUGGAGAUGCAGUGCCUCCACACGAGCAGCAAUGAGGGCGACGAGGUCUCCAGUCGCAGUCUGCUGGUGAUCUCCUACAUGUUCGACAUAGCUGCUGAGAAUCCCUUUCUCGACGUGAUCGUUCAGUAUCUGGUCGCCGUGCAGCGCGCCGGGCAGUGCGUGGAGAUACCACCGUUCCCGCUGAACUAUCUGAUGCCGGCGUUCUACACGGACUUCUACAGUUAUCACGGCUCGCUCACUGAGCCGCCCUGUCAUCGCGGUGCCGAGUGGUUCAUCAAUCCGCUGCCCCUGGCCAUCAGCGAGCGGCAGCUUCACGAGUUCCGCAAGCUGCGCAGUCGCAGCGGCUCUCGCAUCAGCAGGAAUGCACGACCCGUGCAGGAGCUGGGCAACCGGACGGUCUCGUUCAACUGCUACAAUCCAUUCGACGAGUAGGGCCGACGGGGAGUGUACCGUAUUCGAGGGAAUGAAACCGGAAUAUGUAAAAUGCUCGAUAUGUGUACAUGUAUUCAAAUAUAGUUAGUGUGAGGCGCAAAAUUUAGUUAACGGGAAUAAGAGUUUAUAUAGAGCUGGAAGAUAAGAGCUGUGAAAGAGAGAGAGAGAGGGAUCAAGUUAAUGAAAGAUAAAGAGAAAGAAACUGAGAGAUGGGUAGGUGGAUAGUUAGAGGGAGAACAACACAUCCUAGUAGCUCCUGGAAUAUACCAAAACUGAAACUGAGGGAGGGUCAGGUAGGGAGUUAGAGCAGAUCCUAAAGGUUCCUAAUAGAUGUACUACUAGGGAAAUGAACUAAACUGACAUCCUUUUCGCAUAAUCUGAGGCCUACGUAUCGAAUUUGAUUUCUGAAUCUUUUAUUGUUCUCGAGUUUUGUUACAAUUGACUUUAUUUGAGGAAAUUCUCUUUCAAUGUUCAACGUUAAUUUUUUAAGUUUAUAAAAAUGUUUGUGAUAUUCCGCCCGAUUUCUGAAGCUCGUUAAAUUCAGUCCAAUCAUAGUUUAAAAUAAAGUGCAAUUAACGUCAUGUAAA
This is a messenger RNA of Drosophila mojavensis, 1758 nucleotides long. RefSeq names its product putative carbonic anhydrase 3 (gene CAH15). The transcript has a single exon. Gene Ontology annotation, molecular function: zinc ion binding; carbonate dehydratase activity. Lineage: Eukaryota; Metazoa; Arthropoda; Insecta; Diptera; Drosophilidae. The record is from RefSeq and is a predicted model, not a curated record. Gene Ontology annotation, cellular component: cytoplasm. The coding region runs from base 179 to 1171 and encodes 330 amino acids.